AUGGUUGACAGCAAUGUCCUCAGUGUACGGAGUUGUCCGUUUAAAAAAGAGAAAAAACAAAAACUCACAGUCCAGGAAGCAGGUUUAUAAAAGGAGAACCAUCUAGACUUGAAACAAAUUGUAUUUGUCAUCCAGAGUCAAAGUAAUUCUUUUCAUGCAAAGAGAGCUGAGGAAUUGAAGAGAAACAUCCUGAAGCAGUCCAUGGAUCUGAAGCAGGAAUACCCCAGAGUUGUUCUUCUCCAUCAGCUGGCAAAGACGGAGGGCGCGUGGACCAUUCUUCCGUUGUUACCACACCUUUCUGUGACAUACAGCAGAAACUCAUCAUGGAUUUUCUUCUGUGAGGAAGAGACGAGAAUGCAAAUCCCCAAACUCUUGGAAACACUCCGAAGAUAUGACCCAUCCAAGGACUGGUUUUUAGGAAAAGCUUUACACGAUGAAGAAGCCACCAUAAUUCACCAUUACGCCUUUUCUGAAGAUCCGACGGUUUUCAAAUAUCCAGACUUCGCUGCUGGCUGGGCGCUUAGUCUCCCACUUGUGAACAAGCUUACCAAGAGAUUAAAGAGUGACUCCUUGAAAUCCGACUUUACGAUAGAUUUAAAACAUGAGAUUGCUCUCUAUAUCUGGGACAAAGGCGGUGGACCUCCCCUCACCCCAGUGCCUGAGUUCUGUACUGACGGUGUGGACGCUCACUGUGCAACCACGUUCCAUUCUUCCCUGCCGCUGUGUGGAAAUCCAGUGAAGAAGGAGGAUAUCUUUGUUGCAGUGAAAACAUGCAAGAAAUUUCAUGGUGACAGAAUCCCCAUUGUGAAGGCGACGUGGGAAGCUCAGGCCGGUGGCAUCGAAUAUUACAGCGACUAUGUGGAGAGGUCCAUUCCCACUGUUGAUCUGGGAAUUCCUAACACGGAUCGAGGUCACUGUGGGAAGACAUUUGCCAUUUUGGAAAGAUUCUUGAACCGCAGUCACGAGAAAACACCAUGGUUGGUCAUUGUGGAUGAUGACACAUUGAUAAGCAUCACCAGACUCCAGCACUUGCUCAGCUGCUAUGACUCCAGUGAACCCGUGUUCCUGGGAGAACGCUAUGGCUACGGACUGGGCACUGGCGGCUACAGCUACGUCACGGGAGGAGGAGGCAUGGUCUUCAGCAGAGAAGCCAUCCGCAGACUCCUUGCCAGUAAGUGUCGGUGCUACAGCAACGAUGCUCCAGACGACAUGGUCCUGGGGAUGUGCUUCAGUGGCCUGGGAGUCCCCGUGACACACAGCUCUCUCUUCCAUCAGGCUCGGCCCGUGGACUACCCCAAGGAUUACCUCGCUCACCAGGUUCCCAUCUCAUUCCACAAACACUGGAACAUUGAUCCGGUGGAGGUGUACUUCACGUGGCUGGCACCCGGCGGGGAAGACAGAGCGAGGCAGGAGACACGGGCACGCUUCGAAGAAGAGUUAUGA
Orycteropus afer afer is the source of this 1443-nucleotide messenger RNA. It is a transcript of the gene B3GLCT, whose product is annotated as beta 3-glucosyltransferase. The record is from RefSeq and is a predicted model, not a curated record. Gene Ontology annotation, molecular function: acetylglucosaminyltransferase activity. Lineage: Eukaryota; Metazoa; Chordata; Mammalia; Tubulidentata; Orycteropodidae. Gene Ontology annotation, cellular component: membrane. The transcript has 14 exons.